GCAUAACGCGAUCAGAGGAAAACGUUUUAAAUAGUAUAGUUGAACGAAUGUUUUACUUAAUAUAGUGGUAAGAAGCUGGCAGGACGGAGUUGUUUGCACGUUGUGGAAGUUUCUUGAGGAAUACUGACAUUCGCGCAGUGAUUUGAAUGGCAUCUAGUAAACACAAACCAGCAGGUGCCAUGAACAGACAGAUUUUUCAGCCGUGUGGCCAAAUCAGAUUAACCCUUCUGCUGCUGAUGACUGUCACAGUUGUUCAAAGUGGGAAGGUUCUUGUCUUUCCUGUGGAUGGCAGUCACUGGGUCAACAUGAACAUCUUGAUUGAGGCACUUCACGCCAAAGGUCACAAUAUUACAGUUAUUCGGAUGGCAGACAGCUGGUACAUCAAAGAAUUCUCACCUCACUACACAUCAAUCACUCUGAAUUCUCCAGGAGGAUUUGAUGAAGAAUUUUUUGAGACGUUUGCAUCCAGACUUAUGAAAAUCCUGAGAGAAGGUUCCACCUGGAGUCAUCUGAAACUGGAGAUGGAGAUGUGGGAAAAUGCUGUGAAGAUGUUUAAAAUAAAAAGUGAGAUGAUAGUCAACAUGUUUGAAGACCAACAGCUAAUGCAGUCCAUAAAAGACACUAAAUAUGAUUUGGUUCUUACAGAUCCAGUUGAUUUUGGAGGCAUUCUAUUGGGUCACUAUCUCAAACUGCCCAUUGUCUACAAUGUCCGUUGGACAGUGUGCAAUGAGGCUCAUUCUGUAAUAGCUCCUUCCCCACUUUCUUAUGUUCCUUUGCCAAUGCUGGAGUUAUCAGACCGCAUGAGUUUCUUGGAAAGAGUGAAGAAUGUUGCGAUGUACAUCAUAACUGAAACACAAGUCGCUUUUAUGAUUGCUCCAACGUAUAAUGCACUUUGCGAACGGUUCAUUGGCCCAGGAGUGUCCUUCCUUACCUUAGUUCAGAGUGCUGAUCUGUGGCUCCAUAGAGUUGAUUUUAUUUUUGAAUUCCCGCGUCCCACUAUGCCAAACAUUGUCUACAUGGGAGGUUUUCAAUGCAAGCCAUCAAAGCCUCUUCCCCGAGAUCUGGAGGACUUUGUGCAGAGCUCUGGUGAUCAUGGUGUCAUCAUCAUGUCUCUGGGCACUCUCAUUGGUCAGCUUCCUGAUGAUGUGGCUGAAGCGAUUGCUGAAGCUUUUGCAGAACUUCCACAGAAGAUCAUCUGGAGGCACAAAGGAAAGAGACCAUCUGCUCUAGGAAACAACACCCUUAUGAUGGACUGGAUGCCUCAGAAUGAUCUUCUGGGUCAUCCUAAGACCAGAGCCUUUGUGGCACAUGGAGGAACCAAUGGGAUUCAAGAAGCCAUUUACCACGGUGUACCAAUCAUUGGAUUUGGGCUGAUUUUUGACCAGCCUGAUAAUCUUUUUAAAAUGAGAGUAAAGGGUGUAGCCAAGACUGUAGACUUUGCCACAGUGGAUAAGGACUCCUUCCUCAAAACUGUCAAAGAGGUCCUUUAUGAUCCCUCUUAUCGGGAGAACAUGCAGAGGCUCUCAAGGCUUCACAAGGAUGUUCCAGUGAAACCUCUGGACAACGCCAUCUUCUGGAUUGAGUUUGUUAUGAGGCACAAAGGUGCUGCUCACUUGCGCACAGAGUCUUACAAAAUGCCCUGGUACUCUUAUCACUCUGUUGAUGUCAUACUGUUCCUGCUUUCUGCUGUGUCUCUCAUAAUCAUGAGCAUAUAUGCUGUAAUCAGAUAUUUCUGCUGCAGAAUAUGCAUGAGAAAAACAAAAAACAAAAGCAAAUGAGUUAAAUUGUUAAAUCGACAAUAUUUGUGUUGUACUGUAGAGUCUCUACAGCUUUAUUGUUUUUGUUCAACUAUAUUCAGAUCUGGUUUAAGUAAGUAAACAAAUCAAUCUCUUAAUUAAAAUUGUUUUCAUAUGGUGAUUAAUAAAUGUUGAUUUAUUCAAACCAUAUUACAUUCUAAUAUUUACUCUAUAUAUGAACAAAUAUUGUACAUACAUGCCAUUAUUUGUCUCAUAUACAGUGUCAUAUAUACAUAUUUUCAUACAUAUAUCUAAUGUCUUAGUGUUCUUCUCAGCUCCUGAUCAUCAUGUCAUCAAUUAUUUUUGCUAUAAAAACCAUCUGAAUGUAACAAUAAUACAAUUAAAAAUUUGGGGUUUUCAGCAUCAUUACUCCAGGCUUCAGUGUCAUAUGAUCCUUCAGAAAUCAUUCUAAUAUGCUGAUUUGCUGCUAGGAAACAUUUCUUAUUAUUAUCAAUGUUGAAAACAGUGCAGCUUAGUAUUUUUGUGGAAACCAUGAUAUAUUUUUUCAUUAUUCUUUCAUGAACAUAAAAACCAGAAUUUAUUUGAAAUAGAAAUCUUACAUAACAUUAUACAUGUCAUUACUGAAACUUUUGAUAAAUUUAACGAAUCCUUGUGGAAUAAAAUUAUUAAUUUCUUUAAAAAAAAAAAAAUCUUACUGACCACAAAUGUUUGAACGGUAAUGUAUAGAUUCCUAUUAUAGUGCAGUGGAUUAAUGAAUGGUAUACUGUUCAUCAAACUGGGUGACCAGAAGAGCACAGUGCCUGUUGUCCCUUUCACAUUGUGAGAGCAGAAUAAAAAGAAAGGCCAAGUACUCAUAAUCCAGCGCUUGAUAGAAUUAAAAGAGCUCUUGUCAUAGGGGUUCUUAUUAUAUCAGUAUCACAUUAAAAAUGCCAAGUGUUACUGUAGCUUACUAAGGGAUAAAAAAAAAAAAAAAGAGUGUGAUGGGAAAUUUACAACCCGGUCUAUCAAAGUGAUGGAAAGUAUUAUUUGUAGUGCAUCCUCUGGCAGGGCCCGAUCUAUUGUGGGAUUAGCAGUCUUAAAAACAGACACGGCUGCAGCAAAAAUGUCUCUGUAUUUGAUGUACUGUGUGAUUAUUAUUAUUUUGACCUUCUUGAACUGUGCUAAAUGAUGUUGAAAUUCUACUAAAUCCAAAUGGUUGGGUUUUUAUGGCUGUUAUUUUUCGUUGCAAUGUGACAAAUUCAUUUUUUAAUAGAUCAAAUGACUGAUUUAUCUUUUCUACAGUUGUUCUCACUGUAUUAUAAUAGAUUUACUGAAUGCAACAUUCACUUACUUAUUCUUACUGGAUUACUGAGUUCACUUAUUUUUGUUUUUGUUAUACAGCUAAACUGUUGCUGUGCUUUAUUGCUUAAAAGGGGUGGUGCUGCAAGAUGAUUUAUAUAUGGAUAUAAUUUUAAAAUGU
Molecule: messenger RNA, 3216 nt
Organism: Onychostoma macrolepis
Lineage: Eukaryota; Metazoa; Chordata; Actinopteri; Cypriniformes; Cyprinidae
Product: UDP-glucuronosyltransferase 2C1-like
Exons: 3
Coding region: 147-1778 (543 amino acids)
Molecular function (GO): UDP-glycosyltransferase activity
Source: RefSeq, a predicted model, not a curated record